Messenger RNA from Xiphophorus hellerii (green swordtail), 2930 nucleotides. It is a transcript of the gene mrrf, whose product is annotated as mitochondrial ribosome recycling factor. Gene Ontology annotation, cellular component: mitochondrion. The record is from RefSeq and is a predicted model, not a curated record. Gene Ontology annotation, molecular function: ribosomal large subunit binding. The coding region runs from base 103 to 882 and encodes 259 amino acids. The transcript has 7 exons. Lineage: Eukaryota; Metazoa; Chordata; Actinopteri; Cyprinodontiformes; Poeciliidae. Gene Ontology annotation, biological process: translation.
CUUAUCUGUGAUAGCGCCUCUUGUUGAUGACGAACUUGUUAACUGUGGCGCUUCUCUCUUUAGCUAACAUGCUUCUCCUGUAAAGCCUGACCCCGAAUAGUCAUGGUUUUGAAUCACUUGAACCUGCUGCGACCCUUUCUGUGUCAGUCCCUGGUACGGCCUGCCAGGUCUCCAUUCACAGUCACCUCAUGGGUCGGUUUCAGACCACCGAUUUGUCCUGGUACCUCCCUCCACCCUGCUCCUGCAUGCAUCAGGCUCUACGCCACCAAGAAAGCAAAAGCCAAGGCAAAGGGUCAGUCAGCUAAGGUGAAUAUUAAUUCAUCUUUGGUGGAAGACAUCAUCAGUCUGGAUGAAGUGAAGGAGGACAUGACCGCAGUCCUCAGUGCACUCAAAGACGAGUUCACACGUAACCUCAGCAUCCGAACCUCGCCAGGGGCUCUGGAUCACAUUGUGGUGACGACUCAAGAUGGGAAGUUUCCUCUGAACCAGCUGGGUCAGAUCUCCAUGAAGUCCCCUCAAGUCAUUAUGGUCAACAUGAGCAGCUUCCCUGAAGCUACAGCGGCAGCCACCCGCGCCCUGAGAGAGAGCAGCAUGAACUUAAACCCAGAGGCGGACGGGACGAUCAUCAAGGUGCCCGUUCCCAAGGUGACACGGGAACACAGAGAAAACCUUGCCAAGGUGGCCAAACAAUUCAGCAACAAGGCUAAAGACUCUCUGAGGAGAGUGCGCUCCAAUUCUGUCAACCAGGUGAAAAAAGCAAAAGAGGGUCACUCUGAAGACACAAUACGACUCGUAGAAAAACAGGUUCAACAGAUGGCAGACAACAUUGCUAUGGAAAUCGACAAACAACUUGCAGCCAAGACCAAAGAGCUUUUAGGAUAACCGUAAGAAAAGAAAACCAAUAAGUCUCCAGUUACAUAUUUCAGCAUCGAUAAGACGAACUUGAACCUGUUGGUAACAGAGACUGGAUCAUGAUGGAGACCUCGCUUCUGAAUCAUCCACAGACGCACAUUUUGGUCUGCUGAAUCUUUUCUUCUUGACCACACUGUUGGAUACCCAUCAUUGCUGUGCGAUAUCUGCGUCCAGCUGCAUAAAGGCGUAAACAGAAACUGGCACGGAAACGGCAACAACGACGACAGACUGCCUGUCACCUCCCUCCUCUUCCUUGUUACUCUCCCCAUCUUCAAACAAACAUCCAACAGGGGACGAAUGGCCUUUUAAUGGGAUUUGUGGGCCUCCUCCUAAUCAAACUCCUUGCCACAGGGGCUGCCUGUUUAUACAAACCAAGCGCACCCAUCCGAAUGUAAACUGCGUCUUACCCUUGGUGGCAAGAGCAAGACGCAGUUUGUUCUCGAAACUUAGGCAGAUACCAUUAGCGUGUUGCCAAACAUUUGUUUCGCAUUGAUUUUCAGUCUGGUAUAAAUGCACAUCAGGAGGGAGGAAAAAAGAGCCUUUAAUUUCUGUCCAUGUCUAGGAUUGAUAACAUGGCUACUCUAUUUUAAACACAAUAAAGUCAGGAAAGACACAUUAUUGAUGGACCCCAUUAAAGAAACACUGCUUUGAAGCAUGUGCGUCAUCUUGUUCUCUCUUGUUUUCUUUUCAUUUGCUUUACUUUUUGGUUUAAAGCCGGCCCCUUGCUCCAUUAGCUGGAGUGAUAAUGGACUUUUCCUGUGCAGGGACCUUCUGGGGGCCCCGGCUGCUGGCACCGUGGUCGUCCAUUAGGAAAAGAGGCUUUUAAUGUUCUACACUUGGCCUCCUUUGUCUUUAAAUAGCUUCACUUUUCAAACUUGCAGCUGAGAAUAGCUGGUUUGCAGGAGCUGUUGAAACCAAGUCAAUAACAGGAAUAGUUGGAAUGAAAAAAAAAAAACACACACACUCACAUUGUGUCCGGCUCUGCUUUCAUCUGCCCGCUGUUUAUACCAGCUGGAGGCUUUCUGUGCCAUUAUGUGGCUGGUGUCAUCAUCUUUAUCAUGAUUUCUUUUUCUCCUUCCGCUACUGGUCACAGGCAGCCCGCAAGUCAGACAGUCUUUAUUUUCAGUCUGCCCACACUUGAUCGCACAGCCACACAGUCAUUUGAUGACUGCAGCUGCUAAUUAAAUUUUUAUUACAAUGCAUUCUCACUUCUCCAAAUUGGAUUUAGGAAUAGGGGGGCAUUGCAGGUUUCACUGGGGGUCCUACUGCGUGGUUUUAAUGUCCAGAGUCCUCUGUCUGUGGCUGCUCUUUAAUGGUCCAAACAGUCCAGAGUCACUGGAUAAACAAGAGUUUAGCAGAGGAGUGGACAGGCUGGGACAGAGGAGGGCGGGGUGGAAAUGUCAGGUUUUUGUGGUGAUUCUUGGUCCAUAUGUCAGCAAUUUGAGGGCAUUGUGUACCUUGGCCUAAAACAGAGGCUUCAUGAUCGAUGGAGGGGAGAAAAUUCUCCCAAAGUCCCUGGCGCACAACACAGGCAAAGCACAAGGAAAUUGCUUUCAGCUGAUAGCUUCAUUUCGGUUGACAUUUAUCAACUGAAUUACCCCUGUUCCUUUUCGAAUGUUUACUACUACCAGCAGCGCUGCCUUUUUGACGUACAUGUCUGCGAGCGUCCGCCGUUAGCGUGUGAGACCGCGCUUGUUUGCCAACAAGAAAGCGGUAGAGGUUUUGUCUCUGUGGAAAUUUGGCUGUAUCCUUUGGCGACGCCUCAAAAAAAUAUACAAGGCCAAAUUAGUUCAGUAAACGUUUAAUUUGAUAGGGCAGGCCUUUAUUCACAGCUGACGCAAAGUGCAAACAUGCUGUUUGUAAAAGUUGUUUUCGUUCUUUUUGCAAGAAGGGUCAAAGUUUGAAUCCUAAAUAUUAGAAAGGUCACAUUCAGUAGCACUUCCUGUAAAAAUACAUAAAACUUAAGAUGAAUUCAUCCUCUACUGCAGUGUAGCGUACUCACACAGUAAAAAAAAAAA